This is a messenger RNA of Papaver somniferum (opium poppy), 2262 nucleotides long. Its product is annotated as C-terminal binding protein AN-like. The record is from RefSeq and is a predicted model, not a curated record. The coding region runs from base 125 to 2059 and encodes 644 amino acids. Gene Ontology annotation, molecular function: NAD binding. Lineage: Eukaryota; Viridiplantae; Streptophyta; Magnoliopsida; Ranunculales; Papaveraceae. Gene Ontology annotation, biological process: microtubule cytoskeleton organization. The transcript has 7 exons.
AAAAAGAAAAGAUAAAUGAAAAAUUGAAAACCCAGAAACAAUAAAUCGAAAAAAGAGAGCGGGAUCAGUAAAAGAGGAAAAUAAUCAGUAAUGAAGAAGAAGAUCUAAAAAAGAAAAAGAAAAAAUGUCGAAAACACAGAGAAAAUCAAUGUCAACAGCAACCAAAUCAACAAACCCUAAAGAAGAACAUCAUCCCCAACUCCCAUCAGUAAUAACCUUAAACUGUUUAGAAGACUACAGUUUAGAAUCCGAAACCCUAGAACGAUUCGCAACAGUAGAACACAUAGGCUUGUCAUCCCUCUCCCAUGGUAAAAUCGAAACAGCAUCAGCAAUCUUAAUCCAUUCAUUAUCAUUCUUACCACGAGCAGCACAGAGGAGAUUACAACCAUGGCAAAUGAUUUUAUGUCUGGGUUCAUCUGAUCGGGCAGUGGAUUCAACAUUAGCUAAUGAUUUAGGUUUGAGAUUAAUUCAUGUUGAUACUUGUAGAGCUGAAGAGAUUGCUGAUACUGUUAUGGCUUUGUUUUUGGGGUUAUUGAGGAGGACUCAUUUGUUGAGUAGUCAUUCGUUUUCGGCGAGUGGGUGGUUGGGGAGUGUGCAGCCGUUGUGUAGAGGGAUGAGGAGAUGUAGAGGGUUGGUGCUUGGGAUUGUUGGGAGAUCUGCUAGUGCUAGGUCUUUGGCGAAUCGGAGUUUGGCUUUUAAAAUGAGUGUGCUUUACUUUGAUGUUCCUGAGGGAAAAGGAAGGGCACCUGUUAAUUUCCCUCCUGCUGCAAGAAGAAUGGAUACACUAAACGACUUGCUUGCAGCAAGUGACCUUAUCUCCCUUCAUUGUGCUUUGACUGAUGAAACUGUUCAGAUUAUAAAUGCUGAAUGCCUUCAGCAAGUAAAACCUGGGGCGUUUCUUGUAAAUACUGGUAGUAGCCAGUUGCUGGACGAUUGUGCUCUCAAACAACUUUUGAUUGACGGCACUAUUGCUGGCUGUGCGCUGGAUGGUGCUGAAGGGCCACAAUGGAUGGAAGCAUGGGUAAAGGAGAUGCCAAAUGUAUUGAUAUUACCCCGUAGUGCAGAUUACAGUGAAGAGGUAUGGAUGGAAAUAAGAGAGAAAGCUAUCUCUAUAUUGCAGUCUUACUUUCUUGAUGGGGUUAUUCCAAGGAGUGCAGUCUCUGACGAUGAUGAUGACGGAAAUGAAAGUGGGUAUGAUUAUGAACAAUCUGGGAGACAAGGCAAAGAAAGAGCUUUGCAGGUUUGGGAUGCUAAACCUUCGUCAGAUGAUAUUCAAUUAAUUCCAGAAAGCGGCAAACAGCAAGGUAUUUUUGUGCCGAAGGGGUCCAACAGUCAGCCUGAAGGUUCAGGUAUUUCUCAAGUAACUGUUGCUCGAACUGAAGGAAGACGUAGCAGGUCAGGCAAGAAGGUUAAGAAAAGGCACGCCAAUCGUAAAUCACGACAAAAGGCUGAUGAGCCUAGUGCUGUAGAAAAAGACAGCUCACAAAGAGAAGAAGACACUGCUAUGAGUGGCACUGAUCCAGUAUUAAGUUCAAGUUCUCGUUUUGCAUCCCCAGAAGAAUCUAGAGGUAGGAAAAGCCAUGUUGAGUCAACACCAGAAUCAUCUUCUGAGCAUCGCAAGAAGUUGAACAUGCGCGCCAGUGGAAAUUCAACAGAUCUGUUAAAAGACGGGUAUGUUAUUGCUUUGCAUGCCCGGGAUUCUCCUGCACUGCAUGUGUCCAGGCAAAGAGUUCCGGGUGGUGCUUGGUUCCUAGACACUAUGUCUAAUGUGACAAGAAGAGAUCCUGCUGCACAGUUCCUUGUUGCUUUUAAGAGCAAGGACACGAUUGGGUUACGGUCAUUUGCUGCCGGCGGUAAACUAUUGCAGAUAAAUAGAAGAAUGGAAUUUGUAUUUGCAAGUCACAGCUUUGAUGUGUGGGAAAAUUGGGCGCUUGAAGGUUCUAUUCUUGAGGAGUGCAGGCUUGUCAACUGUAGAAACCCCACGGCUGUGUUGAAUGUGCGCAUUGAGAUACUUGCAGCUGUAGAUGAAGAGGAUGGAGUGGCUCGUUGGCUCGACUAGGGGUGAAUGCGACUCUUUCCUUUUCUUUUUGAUUUUGUGUGUUUCUGUAUUCCUAUCAAUUGUGUAAAAAUCCCGAUUUUUGAUUUAGAGUAGGAAAAAAACAACAGUAUCCGCAAAUAUUCACAAGGUUCUGUGUUGUAACUCAAUUUGUUUUGUAGUUCAUUUUAUUCAUAAUGCCCAAGGAUUCACAUGGUUUUGCUAGA